This is a messenger RNA of Aureobasidium vineae, 1248 nucleotides long. The record is from the annotation of a GenBank genome assembly. Lineage: Eukaryota; Fungi; Ascomycota; Dothideomycetes; Dothideales; Saccotheciaceae.
AAAUGCGACCUUCGUACGCCGCUUUGCUCUCGAUGCACGAAACGCAAUGUACAAUGCAUUUAUGCCAACGAGCCUUUGACGGCGACGUUAUCGGUUGCGGAGCGUCAAUGUCGACAACUAUCAAUACCAUUGAGGUCUUUCGAGAUAUGUGAAUUUGGCUCUGUGGAUCCGUUUGAUUCGUAUCCGCCGACAAGACUACCUCGGGAACAUACUCAACGCCUCAUUCAUACUUGUACGCUCUUCCUCUGCAAGUACUACCCUCUUGAUCUGAAUGCAGCCUCAAAUCCAUUUCUCAUCUCUUGGUGGCCACUUGCUCUAGGAGACCCAGCAUUGUUUCACGUAUCGCUACAAACCGCGUGUCUCGACGAGGAGCUGUUAGCCCGAAAAGGAUUUCAAACUUCUGAACUUCUUAUGGCUGAUUCUGUUGCUUUACUGCGACGAAAGAUUGGAAACCAAACGCUGGCUGUACAGGAUGGAACAUUGAACUCCGUCAUCACCUUGGCGGCCAUUGAGUUUGGAAAAGGCAAUAUCAUGGUCAGUCGGAUGCAUAUUGAGGGUGUAAAGAGGAUGGUUGAUACGAGAGGCGGUAUUCGCGGUGUCAGGCAGACCAGCCCGCUGACUGCGAGAAUGACCCAGGAUGACUUUGGAACUGGGUGCGGCAUACCUUCUAUCCCAGAGUGGCAUCUCAACCCGCCUGUCUAUCAACAUGACACGCCAACCCUCGAGGCCCUAACAGCCGAUGCAAAGGUUCGGAACGUGCUCACUCGUCUCCGCAACAUUUUUGAAAAAGCACAGNCAUACCCCCUCUCCACCACGCAUAUCCAUGACCUCACAUGUUUUGUGAUACACCGGCUCCUGCGCCCGACUCCUGAUCUAAAAAGCUAUCCGAUCACUGAAUGUAUACGCUACGGCAUCGUCCUGUACAUGUUCGUGAUCCAUGGAACAACAUACUAUCCGCACACAUUUAUGCUGGAUCAAAUUCUUACACGGUUCGAGACCCAACUUGAGAUAUUGGAAACACACCCUUCAGCGCCUGAUACACUUCGGCUGUGGCUUCUUGCGACUGGUUUGACGGCUUCGACUGGGACUACGCAUCACAACAUACUUUCGGAGAGAGCGCGAGCCGUCACUGCAUCCAUGCAGCUGGAUGGAUGGAAAGAGGUUUUCACCUUAGUCAAAGACGUACUCUGGUUAGAGAUGCCGCAAGUUGAGCGAUUAUUCCGACCUCACUGGGAAAACAUAGGAUGC